CCUCUAAUCGAAUCUCUUUUCUCCUUAUACCUAUUCGAUUUUUUCCCAAUAACUCUGAAAUUGUCUAGCGACAGCGACAAUUCCACUAGUUUUGAUUCUGCGAAUUACAACUGCAAAUGUAAAAAGAGCAUUUUCAGCUUUGAGUUAUAUUAAGAACAAGUUUCCAAGUCGAUUUGGCGACCAAUUUGCUAAUGCUAAUUUAGUGAAGAUACAUUAAAAAAGACUUAUUUAAUAGUGUAGACGAUGAAUGUUUUUGCGUUUCUUUCACAAUAUGAAAUCUCUCCGUGGUUGUUUGGUUGUUAAAAACUGUAUUGUCUGUUAUUUUUAAUCUAUGAAUGAAUUGUGCAGAUAUAAUUAAUUUUAAUUAUUUUUUAUUAAAUUAUUUUGUAUUAAUUUUUUAAUUAAAUAUUUAUUAUGAAAAAGAGGACAGGGGUGGUUUGAAAUGCUCGCUCCGCCACUGUCUUCAAAUUCAUGGAUUCCACAAUUUUGGAUCUAAAAAUUGUCAAAAUCUGUGGGCCCAUGUAUUUGGUUUCUAAUUCUUUAAUGCAACAAACAAAGGAGUUGAUUAAAUCUAUCAUACUUUGGAUUUUGAUGGCAAAUCCAUCGCCCAAAUCCAACAAUGAUGUCAGGGGCAGAGCUACAUUGUAGCUAGGGUGGGCCCCGGCCCCGGGAUUGGUCCCGGUCCCUGGAUCUUAAAGGAUAUCUAGUACAAGUUUUAUAAGUAGAACUUGUUCUGUAAAUUUUAUAAUGUAAUAGUUAUGUGGUCUAAUGGUAGCCAAGGUUAAUUUAUAUCUUAAAGCAUAUGACUUCAUUCCACAUUGGUUAUAUAAUUUUUUAUAAUUAUUUAAGACCCUUCCGGUCUCGAAAUUCUGACUCCGCCCCUGAAAAAUGUCAUGCUGGAUAAGUGUAGAUUUUUCUAAUGCUCGACCUAAUAGGUGUGAACUCAAAAGUUUAAUGUAGAUUUCAAAUAAACCUAACACAUCAUUAUUUUAAUAUUGCGAAUUACGUAUUAACUCGAAACUACAUAAAAUCUCAUUGUCAUUUAAUGAAUUAAGUAGAUUAGUAGGUAUUAAUUUGUCUUUAUCUUCUUCUUCCGGAUUAGACCCCCCUCAAUUCAAACAAUCUAACUCAGCAGGCAGCGGCUCUUGUCUUGUGUAUACACACAUAGACAUAGGUAUGUUUAUGGACAAUGACAGAGCUUGUCUGUUGCCCUCCAAACAAAGAGUACUCCAAAGACCAAAACGUCUGGGAAUCAAGUUGCUUCUUGAAAUAUAUUACUAGAAAUUAAGAAUUUAAAAGGUUAAUCAAUCGACUAAAUCCCCAAAAUUGAAGUCUUGUAACCUAAUCCAGUCCACGUAUUCAUUACUCGUCCUUCCUCACAUCAACAAAGUGUUUCGAGUAUUCUCCAUUUCCACUUAAGCUCAAGCUUUGAACUUCUUGACUCUUGUUAUGUUACAAAUUUCUCACUAGUUAUACAUCAGAGCGACGAAGAUGCAUGAGUGUCUCUCAUCAAUGUAGUCGAGCAGAUCUCGACUUAUUUUGAUCAAUUGGUUAUUGACAUCGUAUUAGGGCUGUUUGAGCCCGGGCGACUGGGCGUCACUCGGGUCCAAGGGGUUUGGGGCGUCAGACAUGACUUUGAGGGGAUAGGCGCCUCACCUCAGCCGAAGUGAGAAAAGAGAAGAAGUAUAUAGAGAGAGAAAGUAGAGAGAAUUUAGAGUAAGAGUAGAUAGAUUGCCAUUUAUGAGGAGAGAACUCCUAUUUAUACACUUUUGAGGGUUAGGUAGUGGUAUGGGCGCCUGCCAAGCCAUAAAUGCUGUGGUCGGACGCCUCAGACCUUCUGACACUGUACAUGGUACUUUUUGACAGAGGGUGUCCCCCUGCCCCUUCUCCUUGCUGAUGUCAGGUGCCUGGCCUUGUCUCUUGUCUCCCAGCCUUGUCUUUUAGCUCUUGUCUUCUUUUCUUCUUUAUGCCAUUAUCUUGGGUUUUGCCUUGGGGAUUACUAAUAUACCCUAUCAAGGGCUUUUAAUUGAACAUACCAGAAUUCUCAUGACUCCGGUUAUUAUUAUGUUCACUCAUUGCAAUGAUAUAUAUGGAAACAUUACUAUAGAUUUCAUAUAUUUGAUUCUAGUUGAAGUUUGAUUCCCCUUCCUCAUUGACCCUAGGCUUUCGUAGUCAUAUGCAUACUUCUUUCGUAGUCACAAACAUGGGGUCGCUGAGACCUAUUAGACCUUCGACAUGAUCAAGUUUGAAGUGGUUUUCUAGAAAGGUAAAAGGUAUAGAGAAUUAAACCGUAUAUGAUUGUGACUACUUUCUUUGUUAUUUAUAGUCGAGGGCAUCCUCACUUCGUUUCCUCCUUUUGAGCCGAUCUCCGGCAAACCAUGUACUGCUGCAUACUAGAGCAGACGCAACGAUGUAUGGUCGUUGCUAGGCGUCGUAUUAUUAUCUUUUCCUUCCUUUGAAGAUAUUCGUCUUUAUGUAGAUAGCCCAUGACCCAUUAUACCUUUAUGGGGCUAAAUGACACGAAUCCAACUCAAAAUGGCUCCAACAAAUAUUUUUAAUAACUUAAAUUAUCGAAAUCAACUGCAUUUUAAUUUGCAUACCGAUUGAAAUAAGAAUCGUUAAAUCUCAAAACUCUUUAUAUUUUCCCUAUUAUAGCUUUAUGGGGAUAAAUGACACGAAUCCAACUUAAAAUGCGCCCAACAAAUAUUUUUAUUAGCUCAAAUUACUGAAAUCAACCGCAUUUUAAUUUGCAUACCGGAAUAUGAAGUAAGAACUGUUAAAUCUCAAAGACUCUUUAUAUUUUCCCCCAAAAAGGCAAACCUACUUUCAAAACUACCCUUUUCAUAUUGAAACCGUUACGGGGAAGGGAAACAACACACCGGACACGUUUCCGGUUUGGUCUAGGAGUAAGAAGGAAGUAAACUCUAGUAGAGUAGUAGUAAACCAAAAGAGCACAGAAACUGCUACUGCGGCGAGCGGCCAGCGGUUCGGCCCAAUCCAAACAAACCGAAGAUUCCCCUGAAUAUUCUCUCCUUCCCACCUCUCUCCUCUUUUCUUUCCAGAUAUGUCUCCUAUAAAACUUUGCAAACCCAUCCCUCAACUUUCUAAAAAUUCCGCCGCACCCCCUCUAAAAAUCACAAAUUCACCAAAAACACCCCCUUCCCCCUAAUAUAAAUCUCCCCUCUUCGCAUUAAAGUUUCAAGAUAUAACGUAAAAGAAAAAAGAAAAGAACUUCCCACUUCUACUCCUGUUAAAACAGAGUCCAGCAAUGGCUGCCUCUUUAUCCCUCUCUUUCCCCGAUCAAAUAAGCCUCCUCGACAAGCUCCAGCUCUUCAGAGUUCAAGGCCGCGACAAGCGCGGCAACAAAGUGCUCCGCGUUAUCGGGAAAUACUUACCCGCUCGGAUGGUGAGCUGUGAAGCAGUGAAGAAACAUUUGGAGGACUCUGUUUUCCCCAAGCUAGGCGAGAAGCCGUUCUCCGUAGUGUAUUUCCACGCCGGAGUUCAGCGGGGCGAGAAUUUCCCGGGAAUCUCUGCCCUCCGGUCGUUCUACGACGCCGUGCCAGACCCACUGAAGGAGAAUCUGCAGGCGGUGUACUUCGUGCAUCCAGGGCUCCAAGCCAGGAUCUUCCUCGGCACCUUCGGCCGCUUCAUUUUCACCAGCGGAUUGUACGGGAAGGUGAGGUAUGUGAGCAGGCUGGAGUUCAUGUGGGAGUAUGUGAGGAAAGGGGAGAUCGAGGUGCCGGAGUUCGUCAAGGAUCACGAAGAAGAAUUGGAGUAUCGGCCGCUGACGACGCUGGAUUACGGCAUGGAGAGCGAUUUCCCCAGGCCGUACUGCGCCGGAGCUAAUAUGGACAACCCCAUGGCUUUGUAUUCCAUGCGCUGCAUUUCCUAGUGUUCAUGUAAAGAGGCUUUCAAACGCCGUUGUGUACAUAUAAAAAGAAGGUUUGGGUGUUAGCCUGUUAGGCAGAGAGGUUUGCUUGCAAGAAAAGUUUCGAGGUUUUUACUAUAACUUGGACCACAAACAAGUGCCCUUUCUUUCGCCAGUGCUUCCUUAGUAUCUUCUCUCAUCGUUAUGGGCAUAUGCCGGGUUGAACGUGGAGUGGGGGAACUUGGCUGGGCUAUCAGAAGUGCAGAUUAAGCAAGAUACAGAGUUUCUUAUGGGCAAGGAGCUGACAUCUCAAUUCUGGGUGACUUGGUACUUGGCAUCUAUAGUUUUUUACUGUCUCUAAUGUAGUCCUACUACUUUGUUGUGAUUCUGAGUUUGUUAGUAGUGGUUGCUCUCUGUUUCUUAGAGAAGAUUGUUGACAACAAGUGUUUUAACUGCGCCGACAAGGUUCGAAAAAUCGUCGGAAUCGAGAAAGGAAGAACACGAAAACAGAAAGCACACAACACACGAUUUACGUGGUUCACUAACACAAUUGCUAGUCCACGGGUAGGAGAGCCAGUUUCAGUAUAUCGAGCAGAUUACAAAUUACAGAGGAGUAUGAGAAGUAUAUACUAUAUAGAGUACUUCUCCUAGGUCUAACCCCUAAUCCAAUAUGGUAAAAAAAAAAAAGCGGUUACAAUCAGACCUAGAAUCCGAACCCAAAUAACAUUGAGUCCGUACACCGUGGGCCGGGAGCGUUCCCCCUGGACCCCACUUGCUGACCGGGCAACGAGACCCCGUGACUUUCAGUCUGGCAGCUGAUAGUCCGAUUCAAGACAAAUCAACGGUAAGACAUUUUUUUAAUGAAAUAUAUUAACACCCAUCCAUCAAAAUAAAAGUAGGAACAAUAAAAGAAGACUUUUUUU
This is a messenger RNA of Linum trigynum, 4791 nucleotides long. NCBI's taxonomy places the organism in Eukaryota, Viridiplantae, Streptophyta, Magnoliopsida, Malpighiales, Linaceae. The record is from the annotation of a GenBank genome assembly.